AAUGGUGAGCGUGAUAUGACCACCUCCUUAGUCCUGAAUCCUCGCUGGGCGGACACGGUUAUGUUUGUGUAUGAAAACAACUUGGAUGAGCUGAAUAAGAACAUGGAGGGUCUGGUUGGUAGUGGCAAUUUCGCAGCCAACCAGUGCAGGAAUCUAAUGGCCCAUUCCGCUCUCGGGGGUCACCCAUCUAGCUUGGUGCACAGCUCCGGCUACUCCUCUGUGGAUGUAUCGGGCUCAAGCUCCGGAGAACUAGGCAAACAGUGCACACCAUGCCCCGCGGUCCCUCAGGGCUCCUCCACAGCUCCUUUACCCUACGGGUAUUUUGGCAACGGUUAUUAUCCCUGCAGAAUGGGGCGGGGUUCGCUGAAGUCAUGCACACAGCCCAGCGCACUCAGCUACUCUGCGGAAAAAUACAUGGACACCCCGGUCACGUCUGAAGAGUACCCGAGCCGGGCAAAAGAAUUUGCUUUUUACCACGGUUACCCGAGCCCCUAUCAGUCCAUGGCGAGCUACUUGGAUGUGUCGGUCGUGCAGACUCUCGGGGCAGGAGAGCCCCGUCAUGAUACGCUGCUACCGAUGGACAGCUAUCAGCCGUGGGCGCUUACGAAUGGCUGGGGCGGCCAGAUGUACUGCUCCAAGGACCAGAGUCAAGCUGGACAACUUUGGAAAUCUGCGUUGGCAGAUGUAGUGGCCCACCAACACGACGGCAACUCCUUUCGUCGCGGUAGAAAGAAAAGGAUACCGUACACCAAGGUGCAACUAAAGGAACUGGAAAAAGAGUACGCUGCCAACAAAUUCAUCACGAAAGACAAGAGAAGAAAGAUUUCAGCAGUGACCAACUUGUCGGAAAGGCAGAUCACGAUCUGGUUUCAAAACAGGAGAGUUAAAGAGAAGAAGUUUGUAGCUAAAGUCAAGACUAGUGCGCCGUAGCCCGCUCGGCGCUGGACGAUUUGGACAAGGGACAUUGAUUUUUUUUGGCGUGUGAACGAAAGAGGACAGAAAACAUCCACGUGGUCAUUUUUGGAUUGGGAUUCUGUAUGCUAUUUUGCCUGCGCAAUUUCAUCGUGAAUUCAUCUGGUUAAAUAAGAACUUAAAAACCAAGCUCUCUAAAGACAAUGUUUUAGGGUUCUGUACAUACAGUUGCCUGCUUUAUUCGUAACACAAAAGUCUGUCUGUUUAACUCGUGCUAUACACGUAUUUUACAAUAUAUUUACCUGUUAGGUAUGUCAAUGUUGUUACUGCAGUAGAAUAGGAAACGUAUUAUGCAAUCAUAUUCCCAAUCUAUACUGUUUAUAAUGCUUGUAAAACAGUACUUAUAAAAAUAUAGCGCAAUGCUUAAUA
Molecule: messenger RNA, 1341 nt
Organism: Esox lucius (northern pike)
Lineage: Eukaryota; Metazoa; Chordata; Actinopteri; Esociformes; Esocidae
Gene: hoxb13a
Product: homeobox B13a
Exons: 2
Coding region: 16-930 (304 amino acids)
Biological process (GO): regulation of transcription by RNA polymerase II
Molecular function (GO): DNA-binding transcription factor activity, RNA polymerase II-specific; RNA polymerase II cis-regulatory region sequence-specific DNA binding
Source: RefSeq, a predicted model, not a curated record